CCUUUUAAAUUAAUUAUCUGCGUUUACACUAUCACCACCAGUGCACCACCACCAACGGCUUCUUAAUCCUUUCUCCACCCCCUCUCUUUCUCUCUCUAAAAUCUUUGACUGCUUUCUCUCUCUAGAAUCAAAAUAAAACCCUAAAAUCUACAAGUAAAAGAAAAACCCACCUCCUUUUAUGGACCAAACACGUAUUCAGUGUUCUUCAAUAACCUUAACUUUAUGAUCUUCACUUUUGCUCCGACAACCUGUUCAUCAUUUUGGAUUUUGCUGUCUUGACUGGUACGUGCUUCAACGUUUAGUCAAAAAGCAAUUGAUCUGAGAGAACCCCUGUCAAGAAAUUUCGAUUUACCUUACCAAAUGAGGUUUCUAAUUGAAUCCUGAAGCCUUACCAAAUUUCAAACCUUGUUUACCUUUUUUGCUCCGAUUUUAUGUUUACUGGGAUGGUUGUUUUGUGGAAGAUAUGGGUACUUGUGAUUCUUCUUGGGGUUUCUCGGGUUCUUGUGAUUUCACAGAACCUAACAUGCAAUUCCAAUGAUUUAAAAGCUUUAGAGGGUUUCAGGAAUGGAGUGGAAUCCGCCAUUGAUGGAUGGUGGCCUACGAAUUCAUCAUCAUCAUCCUUCAAUUGCUGUAAUUGGGUAGGAAUUAAGUGUGAUUCCGAUUCUGGUAGGAUUGUUAGAUUAGAACUCCCGAAGAAAAGAUUAACAGGUGUUUUUUCUGAUCUAAUUUCCAAUUUAGAUCAGCUUAGAACGCUAAAUCUUUCUGGUAAUUUCCUCAGCGGCCCUCUUCCAAUUUCCCUCUUUCAUUUUACCCAUCUGGAAGUUCUUGAUUUGAGCAGUAAUGAUUUUAAUGGAGCUUUCCCUGAUAGCAUUAACCUGCCUGCACUUCAAGAACUAGACCUUUCUGGUAAUGGCUUCCAUGGUUCUAUUCCGGCUGGUCUAUUUGUUAAUUCCACCGGAAUUCGUGUGCUUAAAUUAGCUGUGAAUUCGUUAAAUGGAAGCAUCCCACCCGAACUCGGGGACUGUAAAUUCCUUGAACAUAUAUGUGUCGCUUCCAAUCUUCUUUCCGGCGCCAUUCCGGAGUUCUUAUUCCAUCUACCUCGAUUGGGAGCAUUGGAUCUUCAAGAUAACUCCUUCACUUCCAUCACCGGAAUUGGUAAUUCCUCUAGCCAUGUUACCCGUUUGGAUGUUUCAUCAAAUCAGCUUUCCGGGAAUCUACCGGAUUUCUUCCAUAAUUUUCCGAACUUGACUCAUUUCUCAGCUCAAUCGAAUCGUUUCUCCGGUGGCAUACCUUCUUCACUCUCAAAUUCACCGGCCAUUUCUUUUCUUAAUUUAAGAAACAAUUCCUUCAAUGGUCCGAUUGAAUUGAACUGUUCCAUGAUGACGAACCUCUCCUCACUUGAUCUUGGCACCAACAACUUUUCCGGUUCCAUUCCUGACGACCUUUCAUCUUGCCGGAAUUUAAGAGCUAUAAAUCUCGCUAGAAACAGAUUCCAUGGUGAAAUCCCUGAAACUUUCAAAAAUUUCCGAUCACUAUCUUACCUUUCCCUCUCGAAUUGCAGUUUCAGUAACCUCUCAACCACUCUUAAAAUCCUUCAACACUGUCCAAACCUAACCGUUUUGGUUCUAACCAUGAACUUUCGUGGUGAACAGUUGCCGGCCGAUGAUGAUAAAUUAAGUUUCAGAGCACUCAAAGCUCUCGUAAUUGCAAACUGUGGACUUUCCGGCAGCAUACCCACGUGGCUAAAAGAUUCAACACAAUUGCAGUUGUUAGAUUUAUCGUGGAAUAAUUUGGUAGGUUCGAUUCCAUCUUAUUUAGGUGACUUCCAGUAUCUUUUUUACUUGGAUCUAUCCAACAACUCGUUAUCGGGGGUGAUACCAAAGAACCUCACGCAAUUACCUUGCCUCAGUUUCCGGGAAAUCUCACUGGAAGAGGGUUCACCGGAUUUCCCGUUUUUCCGGCGACCCAACAUCAGUAACAGAGCAGUCGCGUUGCAGUAUAAUCAGAUUAUGAGCUUCCCGCCUCUUCUUGAUCUCAGUAAUAACCACCUCAACGGGUCAAUCUGGCCGGAAUUUGGGAACUUGAAAAGGCUAAUUGUUUUGGACCUGAAACACAACAAUAUCUCCGGUGGAAUUCCUAGCUCUUUGUCAGGGAUGACGAGUAUUGAAAUUCUUGAUCUGUCGUAUAACAAUUUGACAGGAUGGAUCCCUCCUUCGUUGGUGAAUUUAACCUUUUUGUCCAAAUUUAGUGUCGCUUACAAUGAUUUAACUGGGUUGAUCCCAAAGGGAGGCCAGUUCACAACGUUUACAAAUUCAAGCUUCGAAGGAAACAAGUUAUGCGAUUACACUUGCCAGAAUUCAAACGAACUCUUUCCACAAUCCCAAAACAGGAAAUCCAGGAAAAGCAAAGGCGCAAUUGCAGGUAUGGCAAUCGGAAUCGGAAUCGGAACAUUAUUCAUUCUUCUACUCAUGUUCUUGAUCGUUCUUCGCGCAACAACCAGACAAGAAGUCGAUCCAGAAAAAGAAGAUGAAACGGAUAGCAACAAAGAAGAACACGAAUCAAGACUAGUCGUUCUUUUCCAGAAAUCAAACGAAAACAACAAAGAUCUUUCCCUCAACGAUCUUUUGAAAUCAACCAACAGUUUCGAUCAAGCAAACAUAAUCGGAUGCGGAGGAUUCGGUCUCGUCUUCAAAGCCACCCUCCCAGACGGCCGGAAAGUCGCCAUUAAACGGUUGUCCGGCGACACUGGUCAAGUCGAUCGUGAAUUCCAAGCGGAAGUGGAAACCCUCUCGCGGGCCCAGCACCCAAAUCUUGUCCUCCUUCAAGGGUAUUGCCAACACAAAAACGACAAAUUCUUGAUCUACUCAUUCAUGGAAAACGGAAGUCUCGAUUACUGGCUACACGAAAAACCAGACGGCCGAUCAAAAGUAAACUGGGACACCCGGUUACGAAUCGCACAAGGCGCAAUUAAAGGACUCGCGUAUCUACACCAAUCUUGCGACCCCCAUAUCCUUCAUCGAGACAUCAAAUCAAGCAAUAUACUUCUAGAUGAGAAUUUCGAAGCCCAUUUAGCUGAUUUUGGGCUUGCGAGACUGAUAUUACCAUAUGAUACUCAUGUGACGACUGAUUUGGUUGGGACUUUGGGCUACAUUCCUCCUGAAUAUGGUCAGGCGUCGGUGGCAUCUUACAAAGGAGAUGUAUAUAGUUUUGGGGUUGUUCUUUUGGAGCUUUUGACUGGGAAAAGACCGAUGGAUAUGUGUAAACCGAAGGGGAGUAGAGAUUUGAUUUCGUUUGUGAUGCAGAUGAAGAGAGAGAAACGAGAGAAUGAAGUGUUUGAUUCGUUUGUUUUUGAUAAAGAUAAUGCCAAGGGGAUGUUGUGGGUUCUUGAGAUUGCUUGUGUUUGUUUGAAUGAGAAUCCCAAGUUGAGGCCUUCGACUCAGGAGUUAGUUUGUUGGCUUCAUCAUGGUUGUCUUGGCACUUAGGUUUGUUUGUUUCUUUGUUCGUUUAUUUUUUCGAUUUGUUUCUUUUGUAAUUUUGAUUUUGGUGUAUAUAUAAUAAGUAUAUAUAUAAGCAGGAAAAUGGGUUUUAGAAAA
Molecule: messenger RNA, 3593 nt
Organism: Lactuca sativa (garden lettuce)
Lineage: Eukaryota; Viridiplantae; Streptophyta; Magnoliopsida; Asterales; Asteraceae
Product: phytosulfokine receptor 1
Biological process (GO): protein phosphorylation
Molecular function (GO): ATP binding; protein kinase activity; protein binding
Source: RefSeq, a predicted model, not a curated record